This is a messenger RNA of Heterobasidion irregulare TC 32-1, 1500 nucleotides long. RefSeq lists its product as uncharacterized. The record is from RefSeq and is a predicted model, not a curated record. Gene Ontology annotation, molecular function: aldehyde dehydrogenase (NAD+) activity. The transcript has 9 exons. Lineage: Eukaryota; Fungi; Basidiomycota; Agaricomycetes; Russulales; Bondarzewiaceae. Bases 1 to 1500 code for a protein of 499 amino acids.
AUGUCUACCUUCACCCACAACUUUGAUACCCCCGUCUACAAGGCCAAGAUCUCCUUCCCCACCGGCGUCUUCAUCGACGGCAAGUUUUCUCAGGGAAGCACCGGGAAAACCCUCGACGUCAUCAACCCCACCAACGGCAAGGUCAUCACCUCCGUCGACGAGGCUACCGCCGCCGAUGUCGACCGUGCAGUCGUCGCUGCCCACAAGGCUUUCAACACCACAUGGGGUCUCCAUGCGCCGGGUGCUACCCGCGCCGCCCUGCUCAACAAGCUCGGCAACCUCAUGGUCGAGCACUACGACGAGCUUGCCGCCAUCGAAGCUCUCGACAACGGCAAGACGUUUGGUUGGGCCAAGGCUGCCGAUCUGAGCUUGGCCGUCGAGACCAUCAAGUACUACGCCGGCUGGGCUGACAAGAUCCAGGGCAACGUGAUCGAGACCACCGAGGACAAGCUGGCCUACACCCGCCACGAGCCGAUCGGUGUCGUGGGCCAGAUCCUUCCGUGGAACUUCCCUCUGAUGUUGAUGUGCUGGAAACUCGGCCCCGCCCUCGCCACCGGCAACUGUGUCGUCAUCAAGCCCUCCGAGUUCACCCCGCUCACCGCCCUCCGCAUGGCGUCCCUUAUCAACGAGGCCGGCUUCCCUCCCGGUGUCGUCAACAUCCUUGUCGGCUACGGCACCACCGUCGGCGUCGCCAUCUCCGCCCACAUGGACAUCGAGAAGAUCUCUUUCACCGGCAGCACCCUCGUCGGCCGCAAGGUCAUGGAGGCAGCCGCGAAUAGCAACUUGAAGGACACCACCCUCGAGCUCGGGGGCAAGAGCCCCAACAUCAUCUUCAACGACGCCGACCUCGACCUCGCCGUCAACUGGUCCUCUCACGGCAUCUUCUGGAACCACGGUCAGGCUUGCUGCGCCGGUUCGCGCAUCUUCGUGCAGUCGGGCAUCUACGACGAGUUCCUCAAGCGGUUCACGGAAAAAGCCCAGUCGCUCAAGCUCGGCGACCCCUUCGCAGUCGACUCGUACCAGGGCCCCCAGGUCUCGCAAGGCCAAUAUGACCGCAUCAUGUCCUACAUCGACUCUGGCAAGUCCGAGGGCGCCACGCUGCACCUUGGCGGCCAGCGCCACGGCGACGAGGGCUACUGGAUCCAGCCGACGAUCUUCACGAACACGAAGCCGAACAUGAAGAUCGUGCAGGAGGAGAUCUUCGGGCCCGUCGGCGUGGUCAUCAAGUUCGAGGAUGAGGAAGAUGUCGUGCACCAGGCGAACGACUCGAUGUACGGCCUCGCCGCCGCCAUCUUCACCCAGGACAUCACGCGCGGGCUGCAGAUGGCGCACAAGCUGAAGGCGGGCACCGCUUGGAUCAACUGUGCGAACCAGCUUCACGCGGCGAUUCCGUUCGGUGGGUUCAAACAGUCGGGUGUCGGACGCGAGCUCGGCGAGUAUGCGCUUCUCCACUACACCUCGGUCAAGGCGGUCCACGUCAACCUCGGCCACAAGAUCUAA